UACAAUCCAUGUGCAAAUGCCUUUACACCUUGAGAUAUAGUAUUCACUUCCCAGUGUUCAUCUUCUUGCUCUUUGCAACCAUCUUCCGGUCCUCCGAGUCGGCCGCCCUUCCACAUUUAAAAAACGAUACCGACGUUCAGAUACCACCUUUGGAAACAAGGACUCAACUCGACUCGAAAAAUAUUGUCGUCCUCGAACCUCUACAACCUCAUUUGUCGACAGACACCACUAAGCGACCUCAAAUUACGAAGCGGCCCCAGAAUGUAACUGACACGGCAUUGUUGGACGAGUGCAUGAGCAGGCCUCUGAGUCCACAACUAUGGACAGAGUUGGGAUUGGACGAGUUUCUCCACAAUUACCCUGGUGGUGAUACAUUGACUCUUCCCCAAUUGGCAGAUAGAGUCAACUUGACAAACUUUGACUGUGGUAUCGAAAAGCCUUGUUACGCUGAUCAGCUCUGUCAACCUGUGCGAGGCAAAGAAUGGUACAUCUUGGUGGCUGCACAGGAAUGGAACGCUUUCAUGAACGCAAUAUAUUCAGCGAUUGGCUGGGCCAUGACUAUGAUGCAAGGCAUCGCUCCUUCAAUGGUCUCCGACUUCUAUCCGGACUUACCAGAUACUUGGGCAAUCAUCAAAGCAUUCGCUACUCUACUCACCUCAGUCAGCAAAGUCUAUCCAACGGAAGGACUGAUCAGCUGUACGAAGUAUUGGUACCAAUUCUUGCAAGGAGAAUUUGGACUCUUCGCCGGAAUCUCUGGAAUGAUGGACGAUGUCUUAAUCAAGAAUCCUGUCAAUCAACACGACAAGUGGACUUAUUUCUCUUACACGCUCUCUAAAAAUCAAGAUCUUGCUCAGAUGGCCGUUGCCAAUCUCUCGCAAUCGACUAUACAGGCUGGAAUCAGCACUGAAAACGGGAUCUAUAGAGUACUCAAGGACGGUAAAUUUUUGACGGAUCACUCCGUUGCAGGACCCAAAGCCAUAGGUCACAUCAAUAAUCUGGCAGGAGAUAAACAAGCCGAAUUGAAAGCCUCAGUUCAGCUUCAUCUUCUUGCCGCACUCUGGGAACAACAGCAUAUUUUUGUCACUCGAGGAAGCGAUCCUUGUACUGACUCCGGACCUAACGGCGCAUGGGCGGGGGACGAUGUGUUGUCCUUCUGUGGACCAGAUAACGUUAUGAUGAACAUCAUCCAAGCCGACGGAAAAAAAUCAGUCAAAAAGAUUUUCAACGCUCACCUCGUUGAACAGAAAUAUAACUUCUCCAUCGGAUACCUCACGCAAGCGGCUUGGGAGUGCCAAAAAAAGAGUGGAAAGUUCGAAUUUGACGUGUGGAAUGCGUAA
Molecule: messenger RNA, 1337 nt
Organism: Melampsora larici-populina 98AG31
Lineage: Eukaryota; Fungi; Basidiomycota; Pucciniomycetes; Pucciniales; Melampsoraceae
Exons: 9
Coding region: 9-1337 (442 amino acids)
Source: RefSeq, a predicted model, not a curated record